Molecule: messenger RNA, 1380 nt
Organism: Neohortaea acidophila
Lineage: Eukaryota; Fungi; Ascomycota; Dothideomycetes; Mycosphaerellales; Teratosphaeriaceae
Exons: 2
Coding region: 1-1380 (459 amino acids)
Biological process (GO): guanine catabolic process
Cellular component (GO): cytosol
Molecular function (GO): zinc ion binding; guanine deaminase activity
Source: RefSeq, a predicted model, not a curated record
AUGGCUGCAUUGCACAAAACCAUCUACAUCGGCCCGUUCGUGCAUUGUGCGACCCUAACGGAGUUGGAUGUCUGUCCCAAUGGCACGAUAGGCGUGAGCGAGGACGGCAAAAUCGCAUUCAUCCUUCGCGAUCGGCAAGAAAGACAGGUGCCGCAAGGGCAAGGGUGGGAGGAGGCGAGAAUCGUCAGGAUACAGGAUCACGGCUUUUUCUUCCCGGGUUUCAUAGACACGCAUAUCCAUGCUUCGCAGUAUCCAAAUGCCGGAGUCUUUGGGAGUUCAACGCUGCUGGACUGGUUGAACACCUACACUUUCCCACUGGAGUCUUCCUUCAAGCAUCUCGACAAGGCCGCUCGAGUGUACAACCGAGUCGUCGCGAGAACCCUCUCCCACGGCACCACGACCGCAUGCUACUACGCCACCAUCCACGUCCCCGCGACGAACCUGCUAGCCGACAUCUGCCAGUCUCGAGGACAGCGCGCGUUCGUCGGACGCGUGUGCAUGGAUCGAAUGAGCCCAGAGCACUACCAAGACGAGAGCACGGAAACCGCCAUUCGCGACUCGCAAGCUUGCAUCGACCACGUGAAGCAAAUCGACCCGCACUUCGACCUCAUCACCCCCAUCAUCACCCCCAGGUUCGCGCCGUCAUGCACCCCGGAGUCCUUGACCGCUUUGGGCCAUUUGCACCAGCGAACCGGCGUGCCCAUCCAGACUCACAUCGCGGAGAACAAGCCCGAGUGCGCUCUCGUGCAAGAGCUCUUCCCGGAAAGCAAAAGCUACACCGAUGUCUACGACUCCUUUGGCCUGCUGACCCCGAAAACCAUCCUAGCCCAUUGCAUCUACCUAAGCGAAGAAGAGCAACAUCUAAUCCGCACCCGGGAUUCCAAAGUCAGCCACUGUCCCGCGAGCAACACCGCGCUUUCAUCCGGCACGGCGAAAGUGCGCCAACUCCUCGACAACGGCCUGACCGUCGGCCUAGGCACAGAUGUCAGCGGCGGCUACACCCCCAGCAUCCUCGCCCAAGCCCGCGAAGCACUCUUUGUCAGCCGUCACGUUGCCAUGACUGAAGGCAGUCAGGCGAAACUCAGCGUCGAAGAGGCGCUGUAUCUUGCGACUCGUGGUGGGGCUCAGGUCGUGGGUCUUGCGGACCGGAUAGGCGGGUUUGAGGUUGGGAUGGAUUGGGAUGCGCAGAUGGUGACUCUGUCUGAGGUGAGUGAGAAGAGUGAUGAGCUCGAUCAGGGUGUGGGGCCGGUGGAGAUUUUCGGUGGUGAGGAGUGGGGUGUCAAGAUUGCGAAAUGGGUGUACACGGGCGAUGAUAGAAAUACAGCAGCGGUGUGGGUAAAGGGGAGGUUGGUGCAUAGUAGGGGCAUGUUCAAGGCGUAA